AUGGUGAAAGAAAAUGGUCUGGUACUAUUAGCACUGGUGGGUGUCAUUGUCGAGGAACCAUGUCGUCCAGAAAUGAAUGAAGCCGUGAGAGACUGCAAGAAUGCCAGAGUAGAUGUCAAGUUGUUCACGGGCGACGAUGUUUCCACGGCAAUACACAUAGCCAGAGAGUGUGGAAUACUAACAGAUCCAUACCAGGAGGGAGAAGUAAUAAAUGGUGAGGAGUUUCGAAGCUACACUCUGAAGGAAAGAGUGCAAAAAGUUGACAAAAUCAGAGUCAUGGCAAGCUCAUCUCCUGAUGAUAAACUCCUAAUGGUAAAAACCUUGAAGGAAAAAGACAACAUUGUUGCAGUGUGUGGCAAUAGCAAAAACGAUGUAUUGCCAAUGGUUGAAGCUGAUGUAGGAAUCUACAUGGGUACGGAAGGCACCGAUGUCGGCAAGAAGAUCUCCAACUUCGUAAUCUUGGAUGAUAAUUUUGCAGCAGUAGCCGAUGUACUGAAAUCAAGCAUAUGCAUUUACAACAACAUACAGAAAUUCAUACAGUUCCAGCUCACUCUCAAUCUUGCUGUCCUUGAUAUCGUCUUCAUGUCAGCAGUUUUUAAAGGUGAAAUCCCAUUUAACUCGGCCCACGUAUUGUGGUUGAACUUGGUUAUAAGUACACUGGCUGCUCUGGCUCUUGCAACAGAGAAGCCCACCAAGGAACCCAUCAAGAGGCAACAUUUGGGCAGGAAAGAGCCACUCAUAUCCAAUGUCAUGUGGAGAAACCUCUUGGGUCAAGUUGUAUACCAGAUUGUCGUGGUUUUCACACUAAUGUUCAAGGCCAAAUCAAUUUUGGGUGUUGACGAUAGUGAGGGCGAAAUUUUUUUUUUAAAAAGAAAUGCCUUGAUCUUCAAUGCUUUCAUGCUCUGCCAAGUUUUCAAUUUAUUCAAUGCAAGAAAUCUAGAGAGUAUCAAGAAGGUGUUUAAGGGAAUACACAGGGACAUUACGUUUCUACUGAUCAUUGUAAUAACCAUUUGUCUUCAGUUAGUGUUUGUGGAACUUUUUCUGCAUAACCAUGAUUAUGCAAUUAAGAGGUUGAAGUUGAAGCAGUGGGGUAUAUGUUUUGGAGUUGCCCUCAUUUCUUAG
Ziziphus jujuba (common jujube) is the source of this 1122-nucleotide messenger RNA. RefSeq names its product putative calcium-transporting ATPase 13, plasma membrane-type. The record is from RefSeq and is a predicted model, not a curated record. The transcript has a single exon. Gene Ontology annotation, cellular component: intracellular membrane-bounded organelle; membrane. Gene Ontology annotation, molecular function: ATP binding; ATP hydrolysis activity; P-type calcium transporter activity. Bases 1 to 1122 code for a protein of 373 amino acids. NCBI's taxonomy places the organism in Eukaryota, Viridiplantae, Streptophyta, Magnoliopsida, Rosales, Rhamnaceae.